This is a messenger RNA of Protopolystoma xenopodis, 246 nucleotides long. Lineage: Eukaryota; Metazoa; Platyhelminthes; Monogenea; Polystomatidea; Polystomatidae. The record is from the annotation of a GenBank genome assembly.
AUGAGUAAGCCCCCACCUGGCCCGUCUGCCGGGUCUGCUAGUCCCACAGACAGAGCGGAAUUGCUGGAAUGCUAUGGCCUCGCCCCUCCCGACCUGGCUUCCCUACCGAGUAGUCUGCCUUGGCACCACUCCCCAAUGGCCCCAGCUACGACCAGCACAACUGACGCGGCCGGAAUGGCCGACAUGACCGACAUGGCAGACUUAUCCGGGCUCUUGCCCAAUCUGAUGGCUUUCUUUGGGCAGUAG